UCUCUUCCCUGAUAAGUGAAUCAUCUGGCAGAGGCAUCAGCACCUUUCUUCACUCACCUAAUCCUCAUCCAUAUCGAUCCAUAGGUAUCUUACUCAUACACUCACUCACUCACCACUCGGCCUCCGACCUCCCCGGAGCUGCAAUAUCCCGUUAUCCCUCACAUACAUCAUUAUCAUCAUCAUCUUCUUCUUCUUCAUCUCUCUCCUCCAAACGGUUAAAUACCCUCCUUCACCAUGAGGUUGAUCAUCCGUGACGAUGCCGAGGGCGCCAGCACCUACGUCGCCAACUACAUCAUCAACCGCAUCAACACCUUCCACCCCACUGCCGAGAACCCCUUCGUGCUCGGCCUGCCCACCGGCUCCAGCCCCCUAGGCGUGUACAAGAUCCUGGUUGAGAAGUACAAGGCCGGCGCGGUCUCGUUUGAAAAUGUCAUCACCUUCAACAUGGACGAGUACGUGGGCAUCCCCCGCGACCACCCCGAGUCCUACCACACCUUCAUGUGGAAGCACUUCUUCUCCCACGUAAACAUCCACCCGUCCAACGUGCACAUCCUCAACGGCAACGCGCCCAACCUGGAGGCCGAGUGCGUCGCCUACGAGGACGCCAUUAAGAGGGCCGGCGGCAUCGACCUGUUCCUCGCGGGCAUUGGCGAGGACGGCCACAUUGCCUUCAACGAGCCCGGCUCCAGCUUGGCCAGCCGCACCCGCGUCAAGACGCUGGCCUACGACACCAUCCUGGCCAACUCGCGCUUCUUUGACCAUGACAUUAGCAAGGUGCCUCGCAUGGCCCUGACCGUGGGUGUCCAGACGGUUCUCGAGGCACGAGAGGUGGUCGUCAUCAUCCUGGGCCAGCGCAAGUCGCUUGCUCUGCAGAAGUGCAUUGAGGAGGGCGUCAACCACAUGUGGACGCUGUCCAGCCUGCAGCUCCACCCUCACCCCAUGAUUGUGGUGGAUGAGGAUGCCACGCUAGAGCUCAAGUACUUCAAGAGCAUCGAGAAAGUGGCCAUGGACGCCGGCUUCGAGCAGAUCCUGCCGUCCAAGGUCCGCACCGGCAACGGCCCCGUCCCCCAGACAAAGGUUGAGGAGGUGUCCUCGCCCACCAUCCUCGCCCCCCAGCCCACCACCUCGCGCCUGCUCCGGGCCACCCCGGCGACCGAGUACCCGAUCCGGUCCGUGUCCCCGGACCUGGUGCCGGACCGCAUGGCCUCCCGGAUCCCCGAGCCACACCUGACGGACAGGCUGACGCCGAACCCUGAGCAGCAGACUGUUCAGAACCCCAUUACUGCUUAGAUGGAGUGAUGAAAGGGGCUGGGGGAGGUUUGGGAAUUACUGGAGUUUUAGAAUGGGUGUUUUGGCUCUCGCUUUUGAUUAUCAUUCUCUCGUUUAUACAACCUCGUAUGGAUGGACGCUGCUGCUCUGGGUUUUGAUUAAAAUGGGCAUUGAUAUGAUGUAUAUAUAGGUAUAUAUACCACAACAGAAAUACAAAAAAUGGUUAGCAA
This is a messenger RNA of Trichoderma reesei QM6a, 1499 nucleotides long. RefSeq lists its product as uncharacterized. Bases 235 to 1290 code for a protein of 351 amino acids. Gene Ontology annotation, molecular function: glucosamine-6-phosphate deaminase activity; identical protein binding. Lineage: Eukaryota; Fungi; Ascomycota; Sordariomycetes; Hypocreales; Hypocreaceae. The record is from RefSeq and is a predicted model, not a curated record. Gene Ontology annotation, cellular component: cytoplasm. Gene Ontology annotation, biological process: N-acetylglucosamine catabolic process; D-glucosamine catabolic process; N-acetylneuraminate catabolic process. The transcript has 3 exons.